UCUGCGGCCUCAUGCGCGGUGACAAGGCCGUGAGGAUAUGGGGACGAGAAGGUGACUCUUGGAUAUGUAAGAGUGUGCUUCAGGACGGACACCAGCGCACCGUGAGGAAAGUGGCGUGGUCUCCCUGCGGGAAAUAUCUGGCCUCUGCCAGCUUCGACGCAACCACGUGCAUCUGGAAAAAGAACAACGAGGAUUUUGAGAGUUUGACCGUGCUGGAAGGACAUGAAAACGAGGUCAAAUGCGUGGCGUGGGCCCCUUCAGGGAACCUGCUGGCAACGUGUAGCCGAGACAAGAGCGUCUGGGUCUGGGAAGUGGACGAAGAAGACGAGUACGAGUGUGUGACCGUCAUAAACUCCCACACGCAAGAUGUCAAGCAUGUUGUGUGGCACCCGACCCAGGAGCUCCUGGCUUCAGCGAGCUACGACAACAACGUUUGUAUUUACAAGGAAGAGGACGACGACUGGGAGUGCCGGGCCACCUUGCAAGGACACACGUCCACAGUCUGGAGUUUGUCUUUUGAGGGAAGUGGACAGAGGCUGGCCUCCUGCAGCGACGACCGCACCGUGAAGAUCUGGAAGGAGUAUCCAAAUGAAAGUGGACAGGGAGACUUGUCGUGGAAGUGUGUGUGCACUCUGUCCGGGUACCACGGACGAACAGUGUACGACGUCGCCUGGUGUCGGCUGACCGGCGCCCUGGCUACCGCCUGCGGUGACGACGCAGUGCGAGUGUUUAAGGAGGAUGAGGCGUCCGAUCCAGACCAGCCGGUGUUCUCGCUGGCUGCUCAGGUGACCAAAGCUCACAGCCAGGAUGUCAACUGCGUCGCCUGGAACCCAAAGGAGGCGGGACUCCUGGCCUCCUGCAGCGAUGAAGGAGACAUCUCCAUCUGGAGGUUCCACGAGGAAGACUGAGCGCUCAACUGGCCCCUCACUGAGUUCCACUGGGAACUGUGGUCACCACACACAUUCUUCAUUCAACUCUUACAGCUUCUCAUAGCUCCGCAAGGAUUCAGCUUAAUAACAGUGUACCAACACAUCAUGUUACAAUUCUGAACUGACAAUAACGCUUCAGUGCAUCUUGUGCUUUCUGUGAGUCUACAUAUUUCUGUAUAACAGCUCAAUUAAGAUUUUAUUGACAAUUAAUGUUUAUAUAAAUAAAGAAUCUAAAAAACAAUUAUGUGGCUUCUCUUUAUUGCAAAAAAUAUUCCAGACAGCACAUCAUACUAAAAACAUCUCCACCAGUCCAAUCAUUCGAUUUCACAACAAAAAGUUUUAAGUAUUUAAAGACCCAAUCUGGAUACAUUUGUAUUUUUUUUUUAUUUUUAUAAAUCUUCAUCAAAAUUCCGGUCAGACCUGAGAACUGACAGAUCAGUAAGCACAAAGUUUUAUGUACUUAAUACACUCAGAACCCAGAUUGGGGCUUCAUUACAACAGUGAGCGCAGUUCGCCAUGUACCUGUAAUACAUGUCUGAUUAUAUUAACUAAACUGAUCCUGUACACUAUAAUUCUGGACUGGUGUACAUCAUUCAGGUGAUUUAAACUGACACAAAUGUAUUGAAUAAAAUGACGUUUUCACAAGAGUAGAGGUGAUAAUGACAAAGUAAAGGGACAUGAAUCAGGCUGAAUAUCUACAGUAAAAAAAA
Morone saxatilis (striped sea-bass) is the source of this 1639-nucleotide messenger RNA. It is a transcript of the gene ciao1, whose product is annotated as cytosolic iron-sulfur assembly component 1. The coding region runs from base 12 to 908 and encodes 298 amino acids. Gene Ontology annotation, cellular component: cytosolic [4Fe-4S] assembly targeting complex. Gene Ontology annotation, molecular function: protein binding. The record is from RefSeq and is a predicted model, not a curated record. The transcript is spliced from 7 exons. Gene Ontology annotation, biological process: iron-sulfur cluster assembly. Lineage: Eukaryota; Metazoa; Chordata; Actinopteri; Moronidae.